UGGGGGGCAAGCAGCAAAACUGCCCAGCCCCAGUGCACUCCGGAGCCGUCCUAAAUGAGGGCGCGCGAGGAAAAUUCUCCACGGACACAUUUGGGGUGAACGUGUUCCAGACGCACAGCCAGAGCCCAGGGUCCUGCCGAAGCUGCAGUGUUGGGGCUAUGGCUCUUACUUGGGAGGAGGCGCGAUUUCCACCCUCGAGAGUCUUGGCUCUCCCCACCCCCUCUCGGCACCAGCCAGUACGCGCCACCACCUGAGCCUGGCGUGAGCCCGGGCGCUCGCUGUCUUCAGCCAGCUCCUUUCCGCCUCUGGGGAGACUCAGCUCUAAGCGGGUGCGCCCGACGCCCCCAAUUCCCACGGGAGAACUCUUUACUUUUUGUUGGGAAGAUCCGGGCCAUUUCUUUAUUUAUCUCUGGGUCUCCCCAGAGGAGGACAGGGGAGGGGAGGGCGAGCGAGGCGGGCCGGGCCGGGGGAGGGGAGCACUGCGAGGGGAGGGGACUGGGUGUAGCCUGGAAUUCUCAGUCCUCGUGUUCCUGGGCUGGCGCGCGGAGUCUCCCGGAGAUAGCGCCGCCGCCGCCGCUCCCCGCGCCACCCCGUCGUUGGCCUCGGGGAUCGGGAUGCUGCGGCAGGUUCUGCACAGGGGCUUGAGGACGUGUUUCUCCCGGCUCGGCCACUUCAUUGCCAGUCACCCGGUCUUCUUCGCCUCGGCGCCGGUGCUCAUCUCCAUCCUGCUCGGCGCCAGCUUCAGCCGCUACCAGGUCGAAGAGAGCGUGGAGCACCUGCUGGCGCCCCAGCACAGCCUGGCCAAGAUCGAGCGCAACCUCGUCAACAGCCUCUUCCCGGUCAACCGCUCCAAACACCGGCUUUACUCGGACCUGCAGACCCCUGGGCGCUACGGCCGGGUCAUCGUCACGUCCUCUCAGAAAGCCAACAUGCUGGACCUGCACCACACCGACUUGAUCUUAAAGUUACAUGCUGCUGUCACCAAGAUCCAGGUUCCAAGGCCUGGUUUUAAUUACACGUUUGCCCACAUAUGUAUCCUGAAUAAUGAUAAGACUUGCAUUGUGGAUGACAUAAUACACGUCCUGCAAGAGCUAAAGAAUGCUCGGGCCACCAACCGGACUAAUUUUGCCAUCACAUACCCAAUCACUCACUUAAAGGACGGGAGAGCUGUAUACAAUGGGCACCAGCUUGGAGGUGUCACUGUGCACAGCAAGGAUCGGGUGAAAUCUGCAGAGGCCAUUCAGCUCACCUACUACCUACAGUCAAUCAACAGUCUCAAUGACAUGGUGGCUGAGAGGUGGGAGUCCAGCUUCUGCGACGCUGUCAGACUGUUCCAGGAAUCCAACAGCAAAGUCAAAAUAUACCCUUACACAUCCUCAUCACUGAGGGAAGAUUUUCAGAAGACCAGCCGUGUGUCAGAACGCUACCUGGUCACCAGCCUGAUCCUGGUGGUCACCAUGGCCAUCCUCUGCUGCUCCAUGCAGGACUGCGUCCGCAGCAAACCUUGGCUAGGCCUGCUUGGGUUGGUAACCAUAAGCUUAGCCACUCUCACCGCGGCCGGAAUCAUCAAUCUUACUGGUGGGAAGUACAAUUCUACUUUCCUAGGAGUCCCAUUCAUCAUGCUAGGUCAUGGAUUAUAUGGGACUUUUGAAAUGUUAUCCUCCUGGAGGAAGACUAAAGAAGACCAACAUGUUAAAGAGAGAACUGCAGCAGUCUAUGCAGACUCCAUGCUCUCCUUUUCUCUCACCACUGCCAUGUACCUGGUCACCUUUGGCAUAGGGGCCAGCCCUUUCACGAACAUUGAGGCAGCCAGGAUUUUCUGCUGCAAUUCCUGUAUUGCAAUCUUCUUCAACUACCUCUAUGUACUCUCAUUUUACGGUUCCAGCCUUGUGUUCACUGGCUACAUAGAAAACAAUUACCAGCAUAGUAUCGUCUGUAGAAAAGUCCCAAAACCUGACGUAUUGCAGGAGAAACCAGCAUGGUACAGGUUUCUCCUGACCGCCAGAUUCAGUGAGAACACAACUGAAGGCGAGGAAGCAAACAUUUACGAUAGUCACCUAUUGGUAUGUUUCCUCAAACGCUGUUACUGUGACUGGAUAACCAACACCUAUGUGAAACCUUUUGUAGUCCUCUUUUACCUUAUUUAUAUUUCCUUUGCCUUAAUGGGCUAUCUGCAGGUCAGUGAAGGGUCAGACCUUAGUAACAUCGUAGCAACGGCGACACAAACCAUUGACUACUCUGCUGCCCAGAAAAAGUACUUUAACAACUACAGUCCUGUGAUUGGGUUUUACAUAUAUGAGUCCAUAGAAUACUGGAACACUAGUGUCCAAGAAGAUGUUCUAGAGUACACCAAGGGGUUUGUGCGAAUAUCCUGGUUUGAAAGCUAUUUAAAUUACCUUCGGAAACUCAAUGUAACCACUGGCUUGCCUAAGAAAAAUUUCACAGACAUGUUGAGGAAUUCCUUUUUGAAAGCCCCCCAAUUUUCACAUUUUCAAGAAGACAUCAUCUUCUCUAAAAAGUACAAUGAUGAGGUUGAUGUAGUGGCCUCCAGAAUGUUUCUGGUAGCCAAGACCAUGGAAACAAACAAAGAAGAACUCUAUGAUCUCUUGGAAACCCUGAGGAGACUUUCAGUCACCUCCAAGGUGAAGUUCAUUGUCUUCAAUCCAUCUUUUGUGUACAUGGAUCGAUAUACCUCCUCUCUAGGAGCCCCCCUGCACAAUUCCUGCAUCAGUGCUUUGUUCCUGCUCUUCUUUUCAGCAUUCCUGGUGGCAGAUUCUCUGAUUAAUGUCUGGAUCACUAUAACAGUUGUAUCUGUGGAGUUUGGAGUGAUAGGUUUCAUGACAUUAUGGAAAGUAGAACUGAACUGCAUUUCUGUGUUAUGCUUAAUGUAUGGAAUUAAUUAUACAGUUGACAGUUGUGCUCCACUGUUAUCCACAUUUGUUUUGGGCAAGGAUUCCACAAGAACUAAAUGGGUAAAAAAUGCCCUGGAAGUGCAUGGAGUGGCUAUUUUACAGAGUUACCUCUGCUAUAUUGUUGGUCUGAUUCCUCUCGCAGCUGUGCCUUCAAAUCUGACCUGUACACUGUUCAGGUGCUUGUUUUUAAUAACAUUUUUCACCUUCUUUCACUGCUUUGCCAUUUUACCUGUGAUACUGACUUUCCUGCCACCCUCUAAGAAGAAAAGGAAAGAGAAGAAAAAUCCUGAAAACCAGGAAGAAAUUGAAUGUGUAGAAAUGGUGGAUGUCGAUAGUACCCGAGUGGUUGACCAAAUUACAACAGUGUGACAGUGUCUGCUUGGCAUAUUUUCACCCUAGGUCUUAUCAAGAGCGAAGUGAUUGUGUUACUGAAACAGCGAAAUUCAAGAUCGUUCCCUUUUUUAAGGAUAAGAAGGCAUUACAAAAAAAGGAAAGGACAAGGGGGGUAAUUGGCAUGGCAUAUUUUCAGUCUUUAAAACAAAAGGGUUGUUAUCAGAAUGAAUUCACACACACACAAACACACACGCACACACGUGGACCAUAGAAGACUUAUGGUCUCUUAAGAUCAAAUACAAGAAAGCUUAUUAACAGGCAGGAUCCCAUUUUAUCCACACUGCAGAUGUUACUGGUAUUGUGAUAAAAGCAACUGAUUGAAAGGUCAGCUGCCAAGGCAGAAAUAGCUUUAAGCAUUAUUCAAACAACAAGGCUUUCAAAACUUCCCCAGAGCAGUAGCUGUAGUCAGCAUCUGUGGUUUGAAGUCUUAGCUGUCUCACCUAACUACCCAACACCUAAGGAGAUGUUUUUGAAAAUUCUGACCAGCAAAAGCAAGCCAAAACCUCAGAAGCAGACAUGGUAGAGUGACCAUCACCCAUGAACUGAAAUUGAAUCACCCCUAAAUUCACCUGGGUGAGGCAGUUUUGUUGUCUAGAAUGAAAGUAUCAUGUUCCCCAUUGAUAUACUUUUAACAUUUACAUAGUUCAGUUAAUACACCUAAAAAACAAUGCCAGCUUGAGCAUUACAGAAUUGGGGCAAAUCUAUUUUGGAAUAUCUUGUCACUUGUCACCAAAUGGGCCUGCUUUAUUAGUUACAGCUCUUGGCAGGAGGCUCUAGGGACAUAAAAUCACAGUGCCAAACCCAAAUACCUGGCAUGAUGGAGAAAAGCAGGUGUCCACUUGAACCUAGGGACAGUGUCUGCAUUUUAACAGCAACAACAACAAAAGCCAGCUGGUACAGCUGUUUGUGGUUUGGCCCUACAUGCAUUUUUGCAUGGAUGCCCAGAAACAACAUCUGCCCAUAUAUAGAUGAGAACGGGAAGAUGAGCGCUGAAAUAGUUGUUUGCCAUAGCUGCAACUUGUAGUACCAGUCUGCUUUUGCUAUGGGACAUGACUUCUCAGGGACUUAAGAAGGGGGAAAAAGAUCUUUAGUGACUCUAAAUCCUGACACGGAGAAACUUUAUAGAAGUGUAAGAAGAUAAAGAGCCAAAAAGGAAAUAGAUGGAAAUUACCAGGAAAAGUAAUCACCAAUACAAAUCUAUUAACAAUAGCAGUCAAACUUUCCUGCUCAACUGGCUCUCCCUCACCUUCUUUAUCCCCCAACACACCAUUUUUGGUGUCCUUCUACUUCACUGCAAGGCCCUACUGUACAUUAACAAGCCCAGAUAUUUAUAUGUUGACCUGCAAAAUCAAUGGGGGAAAUGGUGCACAGAUCUAAACAGAAAUGUUUUGUUUUGAAGAGAAUGUGUAUGUUGCCACAGACCCCUGCCUUUCUUUAAAUCUACAAAAAUGAAACUAAAACCUGGUUAUAGUUGAGGCAAACAUCUGCAGUAUUUUCUCCUUGUAGAGAUGUGGCUUCUUUAGACACCUAUAGUAGUAAGCAUUUCCCAUAAGCAUCUUACCUGUCUGGCCCUUAGCAGAAAUGUGUGACUUCUCCAUCCUCCUUGGAGAUUCUCUAGGUCUUCUGAGACCUAGAAGAAUAAAGUGACUCACCCAGCUCACCCCACUAGAGAUUUCUCAUCAUUGUAGUGUGCCUAAGACAAGGCAGCUCGAUAUUGGGUCUUCUCAUAAGACAGAUAUUACCCCCCUUGAAAUACAUUUCUAAGACAGGAACAUAGGACUUUAUUGCCACUGGGCAGACACUUUUCAAAUGUCUGGGAUAAAAAUAUUUGGAAUUUCAGUUUGUCAUUGUCUUUCUAAAUAGCAAAAAAGCCCAAAUGAUUCACAUGUAACCACACCAAGUACAAAUCUGUGCUUUCUAUUUCACGUACUGUUGUCUGAACAGUUCUAAAUACAUGUACAGGGGAUCAUGGCUAGUGCAUUACACACUUGUUCAGUCUCCCUUGCAGACACACUAAGUGAUCAUACUAACUUGUUAUACACUCAACAAGAAGAUAAUGAGCUUUAAUCUAAGGACAAAUACAGUCCUCACAAAAGGGCAAGUUUGCAUAAUAGAUCUUCAAUCAAUUCUCUCUCCGAGGGGCCUGAAACAAGGCUAUUAUUUAUAAAACAGAACUGAAGAGGGAUUGGUUUUAUUCUUAAAUCAUAUGUUGCUAAAUCAUUUUCUGAACAGUGUGUUCUAAAUCAGCCAUUGAUUUAGUGUCAGCCACAUGGAGCACCUCAGCUUAAAAUGACUCCACAAAACUGACAUCACACACACACACACACACACACACCAAUUAAAUGGAUUUUGUUGAGAAUUUAAUCAUUCAAUUUGGUCAACCAGAAUGACUUACUAUGGAACUUUCUUUUAUGACAGAUAGUAGUUUUCCAAGUUGAUUGAGUCUCUGUAUACGCUGGGAUAUUGUAUUUUUAAAUGAAGGGCAUUUUCAAACUUGUCAACUUCUCUUUUCAGCACUUGAAAUCAAGGCUUAUGAAAUUCUGACUGUGAAAUGAAAUUUUCUAUUGGGGGACUAUGCAUGCCAAGAUUUAUUAUUUAUUGUUAGAUAAUUAUUAUUUGUUACUGUUGAUUAUUGCUCUGACAGCAUUGGUUUAGUGCCACCAUGGAGAAGACACUUUAAGGAGUAUCUCAAAAUCCUAUCUCCAUAAAAUUUUAAGUCUUUA
This is a messenger RNA of Heterocephalus glaber (naked mole-rat), 6028 nucleotides long. RefSeq names its product patched domain containing 1 (gene Ptchd1). NCBI's taxonomy places the organism in Eukaryota, Metazoa, Chordata, Mammalia, Rodentia, Bathyergidae. Gene Ontology annotation, cellular component: synapse; plasma membrane. The record is from RefSeq and is a predicted model, not a curated record. Gene Ontology annotation, biological process: chemical synaptic transmission; cognition.